This is a messenger RNA of Paramecium pentaurelia, 1347 nucleotides long. Lineage: Eukaryota; Ciliophora; Oligohymenophorea; Peniculida; Parameciidae. The record is from the annotation of a GenBank genome assembly.
AAUGAGACCAUCUUUCGGAAAAAAAGUAAAAUAAGACGAUUCUGAUAAUAAAUUUAGAGAGAAGGUAUAUCGCUCUAUGUAUCCAUCUCCUUGUUCGUCAUAGUAAAUAUAUAUUUUUGAUAUUGUUAGUGAUCCAAACAAAUGGCUACAAAAUAAUGAUAUCUCAUGGUUGUCUCAUUCAUUGGAAUAGGACAUUGAUAAAAUCUUAUAAAUUGCUGCUCCAUAACCAAUAAAACCACAAAAUAAUAGAAGAGCUAGUGCAAACGAUAUUAGGGAAGAAUUUGAUGACAAAAUAGGAAAAUAGAAGAGAAACACUUGGUAUGUUGACAAGCAGCAUGAAGAUUAACCUAAAAAUAGUAAACUCAAGAUAAAUAUGAGUUCUAUAAUUUGUGAAUUCCCAAUUUAAAAAGUUUCGCGGUAAUCAAUAUCAGAUCAACCUAAAACACCAAAUUGUUAAAAGUCUUUUAUGGAAGCCAUUAUAUAAAGAUAUUAGCAAUAAAAUGAAUAAUAAUAAGAUGAUUAGUUUGAAAAAGAAAAAAAAUAUUUAUUUUAAAGUGAUAAAAAAUAAUAAAUAAUUGAACCUGAAAUUUAUGACAAUUAAAUAGAUGAUAAUUUAUUAAAUGAAGAAGAAUAAUAAAAUAUUUCGAUUACUGAAUAGAAUCCUAUAUAAUAAAAGAAUAAAAAAUAGACAAAACCUAAAAAAGUUGGUAGAAAAAAGAAAUCAAUUAUGCCAGCACCUAAAAGAAAAUAUAAAUAAACUAAAAAAUAAGAAAGAAUAUAAGAAUUACCUUAACCAGCAUAAACUGAAUUAUAUUAAGAAAAAACUAAAUAUAUAAGACCAUCAUAAACUAUAGAUUAACCUAUAUUUAAUACAAAAUAAUGUUGGGCUAGAAUGUAAUUUAGAAAAGAAGCCAAAAAGUACGAGAAAUAUUAAACAUAAGAAUUUAAAGAUUUAUUACAUUCUUUACCUGGUUGUUAUAUUCAUAAAUGUGAAGGAGAUUUGAGAAUAGAUAAGAUAAGACCAAUGUAAAAUGCAAAAGGAAAAUUCUUUUAAUCAUUUGAAAUGUGGAUAAAUCCAUUAGUACUUAUAGGUCCAAUCAAAAUGAAUAAUUCAGUUAAAUUAGUAAAUAUAAUUAUUAAUAUUAGCAUGUAAGAUUUAAAAAGGGAUAUUCAGGAUAAGUUUAUUGUGACAGUGCAUUAUAAGAAACAUUACCUUUAAAUUAAGUUGAUGGAAAAACAUUUCACAAAUAAAAAUUAAUGCUUGCUAAUAAUUCUGAUCAUGUUAUUAAAUUAGUCUGUUGUUUAGUUAAUAUAACAAUUAGAGGUCCAUCAAAAAGAUGUAAAUGA